UCGUGCUAACAUGGAGAUGGAGAAUAAGAGGUGCAAUUUAUUACUAGAAAUGGUGGUCCUAUUUCAACUUUGCUUUGCUUUCAGAAUUAGUUCCUCCUUGACAACCACGGGGGAGGGAAACUUAGAAACUUACAUUGUAUUUGUAGAGAAACCAGAAGGUGCAGUAUCCAUGCAACCUAAACAUUUAGACCGAUGGUAUCAGUCAUUUUUGCCAGCUUCCACCUCAAACUCAAACCAAUCCCAAAUUCUAUAUUCCUACCGCAAUGUGUUUAUUGGGUUCGCUGCAAAAAUAACAGCACAAGAAGCAAAAUCCAUGGAAAGGAAAAAAGGAUUUGUCUCAGCCCGUCCAGAGAAGGUGUUGUCUCUUCACACAACUCGUACUCCCAGCUUCUUAGGUCUGCAACCGAAUGUAGGAUUUUGGAACUAUUCCAAUUAUGGGAAGGGAUUGAUUAUUGGAGUUCUGGACACUGGAAUAACACCUGAUCACCCUUCAUUUAGUGACGAUGGAAUGCCUCCUCCACCAGUAAAAUGGAAAGGGAAAUGCGAAUUCAAUGGGACGAUAUGCAAUAAAAAGCUCAUUGGUGCAAGAAGUUUCAGUUCUGCUGGUCAGCCUCCAUUUGAUGUGGUAGGGCAUGGGACUCAUACUGCUAGCACAGCAGCGGGAAGUCCUGUGCAAGGGGCCAAUUUUUAUGGGCAAGCCAAUGGCACUGCGAAUGGCAUUGCACCAUUAGCCCACUUGGCAGUGUACAAGGUUUGCGAGAAAUCAGGUUGCAGGGAGGCUGACAUAUUGGCUGCAAUGGAUUCUGCAGUUGAGGAUGGUGUUGAUGUGAUUUCACUUUCUGUUGGAGGUCCUUCGCUUCCUUUCUACGAUGAUGGUAUUGCAAUAGGUGCAUUUGGGGCGUUUCGAAAGGGGAUUUUUGUGAGUUGCUCAGCUGGGAAUUGGGGUCCACAAGAAAGGUCUUUAUCAAAUGAGGCUCCGUGGAUUGCAACAGUAGGAGCAAGCACUGUAGAUAGAGAGAUAAGAGCAAUAGUGUUGCUUGGAAAUAACUCAACGUUUAAUGGUCAAUCCCUUUUCCAGCCCAAAGAUUUCCCUUCAAAAUUCUUGCCACUUGUUUAUGCAGGUGCCAAUGGCAAUGAAUCAUCUGCGUUAUGUGCACCAGGAUCAUUGAGCAAUGUUGAUGUCAAAGGGAAGAUAGUAUUGUGUGAGAUAGGAGGGGGGAUAGCUGCAAUUGACAAAAGCCAAGAAGUGAAGGAUAGCGGUGGUGCUGCCAUGAUUCUAAUGAAUGAUGAGCGCAAUGGCUAUGUUACUAUAGCCGAUGCUCAUGUUCUACCUGCAUCACAUGUGGGUUACGUGGAUGGAUUAGCCAUCAAAUCUUAUUUAAACUCCACAGCAUUACCAGUUGCUACUAUCAAGUUUAAAGGAACCGUAACUGGUCUGCCCGAUGCUCCUCAGGUUGUUUCCUUUUCCUCAAGGGGUCCUAGCAGGGUAAGUCCUGGGAUCUUGAAACCAGACGUUAUAGGCCCUGGUUUCAGAAUUUUAGCUGCUUGGCCAGUUUCAGUCGAUGAUAGGUCCAAAACAAAAUCAACAUUCAAUAUGAUCUCAGGCACCUCAAUGUCUUGCCCUCAUGUUAGUGGUGUUGCUGCUUUGCUCAAAAGUGCCCACCCUGAUUGGUCACCUGCUGCCAUAAAAUCUGCCAUCAUGACCACUGCUCGUUCAUCAAACCUUGGGGGCAAGCCCAUUUUCGAUCAGCAAUUUGUUCCUGCUAAUGUAUUUGAUAUUGGUGCAGGUCAUGUGAACCCAUCGGAAGCAAAUAAUCCAGGGUUAGUUUAUGAUAUCCAAUCUGAUGAUUACAUUCCUUACCUUUGUGGCCUGGGUUAUUCAGACAAAGAAAUAGGACUUAUCGUGCAGCGCACAGUAAAGUGCUCAAAUGAUUCAAGUAUACCUGAAGCUCAGCUGAAUUACCCUUCAUUUUCUAUCAAAUUGGGAUCUGAUCCAAAGAAAUACACACGAACAGUAACAAAUGUCGGACAGCCAGGCUCAUCUUUCAUCCAUGAGAUUACUGCCCCACAAGGUUUAAAUGUUGAAGUAACGCCUAAUACACUACAUUUCAAUGCAGUGAACCAGAAAGCAACAUACUCGGUGACAUUUAGCAGAAAUGGAAAUGCCACUGGAUCUUUUGCUCAAGGGUAUCUUACUUGGAAGACAGACUUAUAUAGUGUUAAAAGCCCAAUUGCUGUCAUCUUUGAAUGAAGAUUAAAGAAUUAGCCUAUAGUUCUAGAGCUCAAUAGUGCCUGUACAACGCUAAGGGUAUGUUUGUGAAAUGUGAAAUGCUUGAUUUAAUAAUUGUAUUGAAUGCUUGGA
This is a messenger RNA of Hevea brasiliensis (rubber tree), 2362 nucleotides long. Its product is annotated as subtilisin-like protease. Gene Ontology annotation, biological process: proteolysis. The transcript has a single exon. Gene Ontology annotation, molecular function: serine-type endopeptidase activity. Lineage: Eukaryota; Viridiplantae; Streptophyta; Magnoliopsida; Malpighiales; Euphorbiaceae. Bases 11 to 2251 code for a protein of 746 amino acids. The record is from RefSeq and is a predicted model, not a curated record.